UGUUUAUUUUUUUUUUGAAUUGAAUACGAAGUAAUAUUUUCGUAUUUCAACCGGGUUACGUUGUUCGAUUGUGAUAAAUUUAAUAUUUUCUUGAAUAAUUUACAAAUAUUUAAUACAUUUUCAAUUUUCUUCAAUUGGUUUGGAAAUGUAUUUAAGCAUUGUUUUUUAGCAUUGACUAAUUUGAAAUUAUUCGAUAAUUUUUCAAAAUUUGCAACCUCCUUGGUUGGUGCAUGAAUCACCGCAUGGCUGCCCCGCUAAACCAAUCCUCUGUUUAUCGCCGUCGUUGCCGUCGGCCUCUACGCCAAAUUAAUAUCGCACUUUUAUCAGAAAAAUACAAUAAGUCGUCAAACGCAAGAAUACCACGGAGUAGUUGUCCAAGACCACGAAAUAAUCGUGAACCACGUAUGCCAGCUACAACAAUUAUUAAAUUAACGCUUUUGCGAAAACAAUUUACACGUGAUUUACAGGAAUGGCCACUCAGAAUGACCAGGAAUUUAAAAUAACCGAUGUUACUAAUACAAACAUUAUAGAUUCAUCGUUAAAAGUAAAUAGUAACGCGGUUAAACCGCCGCAAUUAAUAAAUGGUUCAUGUUUAACACACGAUGAGUGUGAAACAAAUAGUGAAUUAAAAAAUAGUGAAAAAGUAUCAUCGAAAAGUGAUAGUGAAUUUAUAAUCAAUUCUAGUGAUAAUUUAAUAAAUCAAGGUGAUUUAGAGAGUAUUGUAUCACCUGCAAUUGAUGAAAGUUGCAAACUCUUGGUUAGUGAUGAAAUUAAUCAUGUCGUUUAUGAUCAGUCACAUCAGUCACCAAUUAAAUCGAAAGUGAAUUCACCGACUCGCGACUCGCCAAGUAAAAAGAGUACUGGCGAUAGAUAUGGCAAUGAAGAAACUGAUUCAUUGUUGUAUGGAACUCCAAAAAAGAGUGGCCAUGUUUUUAGCGCUUCAAUCACUGAACCCACCAACAAAUCAUUUAAAGCACCUAAAAGCGAUAGUACGCAUACCUUUAAUUCCAUAAAACGAGGUGGAAUCGUUAAAUCGGAGUCAAUAGACACUGAUAAGCCAGUAUUACAUGUACAAUUUCAUAAUGGUACGAAUGGAUCUGUAAGCACAGCACCUAUAAAAGAUCACUGUGAUAGUCCCACGAUAUCGACUUCCAGUAGUUCAAGUAGUUCUAGCUCUAGUUCCAGUGAUGAUGCUAGCUCUAUAGGAUUAACAGAAGCUCGUGCACCAGACGGCGGUUGGGGAUGGGUUAUUGUUGCUGCAUCAUUUAUGGUCAAUUUGAUUGCUGAUGGAUUUACCUUCAGUUUUGGUGUUAUUUUUGUUGAAUUUUUAAAUUAUUUUGGCGAAGGAAAAUCUAAAACAGCAUGGAUUGGGUCAUUUUUUAUGGCAAUGCCUUUACUAUCGGGUCCAAUCGCCAGUUUUUUAACAGACCGUUAUGGUUGCCGAAAAGUGAGUAUAGUGGGAUCUGUACUAGCCUGUACAGGAUUUGUUAUAAGUUCGUUUACCGAUAAUUUAGAAGUAUUAUUUUUGACAUUUGGAGUUAUAUCCGGUUUUGGUUUAAGUCUUUGUUACGUAGCAGCUGUAGUGAUAGUUGCAUAUUAUUUCGAUAAAAAACGCUCAUUUGCAACCGGCCUCUCUGUUUGUGGUAGUGGAAUCGGUACAUUCAUUUUUGCACCUCUAACAGAAUAUUUAAUACGCGAGUAUGGUUGGCGAGGAACAACACUCAUACUCGGUGGUAUAUUUUUAAAUUUAGCCGUAUGUGGAGCUUUAAUGCGAGAUUUACCAUGGUCUACAAGCCAACAUAAAGAAAAAACGAAAAAGCGUAAACAACGGAGUCGUGAUCGAAAACGAAGACUACGAGAAGGUUCUAGUGCUGAUUCAUUUUCCGUUAGUAACAGUACAAAUACGGCAUCAAUGUUACAACCACUAACUGGUGAACCUCAAUCAUUACCGCCUGAAUUUCCAGAACCAACAUCUCCGGAUGAAGCUCGAUUAUUUAGUUCAUUAGUAAAUUUACCAACAUUUGUAAAUCGUGGUGAAAGAGUGCCAAUUGAAGUAUUAGAACUCUUAUCUACACAUAAAAAUGUUUAUAAUGUAUUACUCCAGAAUUAUCCGAGUCUUUUAAUUCAUUCGCGAAGUUUUAGUGAUUCUGGAAGAUUACAUGAAAUGGCUCAAAGUCAAACACCAUUAGCCGGUCGAUUUAUUCCAGUUCCUUCACCUUUGGUUGCCGAUUCUACAGUUACAUCACCUACAAAUCCAGAUAAAGCUACUAAUCCUGAAGCUCCCUACAUUUGGUGGUUGAAACGGAAUCAAACUGAGGGAGUUACUAGCCACCGUCGUACAAUGUCCGUUAAUCGAAAAAUACCGCCAGCGUAUUUAAAAGAUUUACGAAUGCAUCGACAUUCUUUAACUUAUAGAGGUGCUAUGCUAAAUAUUAAUAGGUAUCGAUUACGUGCAUCAUCUUGUCCAAAUAUCUACAGAAAUUCAAUGACUACCAUUGCAAAAGAAAAGUCGGAAUGGUCGACGGCAUUAUGGGAAUUCUGGUAUUUACUUGUGGAAAUGUUAGAUUUUUCAUAUUUUGCUGAUCCACGGUUUUUACUUUUUACGCUUUCAAAUUUUUUACUAUACACAUGGUAUGAUGUACCAUAUAUGUAUUUAACAGACAAUGCAAUAAAAAUGGGUUAUAGUAACACUGAUGCUUCCAUGCUGAUUUCUAUGAUUGGAAUUGUGAAUAUGGUGGGCGAGAUAUUAUUGGGUUGGGCUGGUGAUCAAGAAUGGGCCAAUGCUGGUAUUAUCUAUGCUGUUUGUAUGUUAGCUUGUGGUGCGGUAACUGCCACUAUACCAUUUUUAAUGAAUUCGUAUGUUUUAUUAUGUGCUAUAAGUGGAGCUUUUGGAUUCUUUAUUGCUGCCAAUUAUUCGUUAACCAGCAUUAUUUUAGUAGAAUUAAUUAAAAUUGAACGAUUUACGAAUGCUUAUGGGUUACUAUUACUUAUUCAAGGAAUUGCAAAUUUAGUUGGACCACCAAUAGCAGGUUUGGUGUGCGAUAUAACAGGAACAUAUGACUUAUCCUUCUAUCUCGCUGGAAUAUUUAUUGCAAUUUCUGGAUGUUUAUUAGUUAUUUUGCCAGCCACAAAACGUUAUAAAUAUUUCCAAAGGCUACAACGGCAAGCUAGCAGCUCAUUAAGCGUUGAUAAUCAAGAUGUUGAACAAAAUGAACCUAAAUUUCAUAAAAUUUUAGCUAGCUGUAUUACUGGAAACAAAGGUGAUAAAGAAAACAGUCCCGUACAUGAUGUUUAAAAAUAUUUCCAUUUUCAACUUUACAUUUAUCUAACGUCUUCUCUAUCAUAUUAGCAGAUUAGCAAAGUUACAAUUCAAUUUUCAAAUGAAUAUUUGUAAUGAAAACAUAACACAUAAAAUUCUUGAUUUGAAACAGCGAUUGUUUAUAUACAAUAAAAAUUAUAAAUCGAAUUUAAUAUAAAAUUUCAUAAAACAGUUUAAUAAUUCAAACAGAUUAAUGUAAUCGAACCAGUCGCAGUCAUCGUGGGUUUUUUCAGUAGCAAAUAGUACUUUACGAAUAAAGCGAAUGCCCUCAUUUUUUGCUGAAAAAGACCAAUAACUCUAGGUAAUUUGACAAAUACCUACCAGAUUUAAGGUGGAUUUAAGAAUAUGUGUGGCAUUGUUAGGCAUAAAUACAAAAGUAAACGGGUAAAAGUGAGAGCAAAUUAGAAAAAUUUUAUAUUAGUUGCUGUCAAUUCAAGCCCUUUAAAGUUCCACUUUCGUAUUUAAGGUAAUCAAACCAAUCCAAUUAGUGGAUCGAAUAUACAUAUAAUGCGUAUAGUAAAACUUUGACUCACUGGUUCAAUUUUAUUGUAUUUUUCUGUACGUGCCACAAGAAUAUUAAGAAUAUUGGAAUACCAUUAAAAUUUUAGUUCAAUUAUACGAUAUACAGAUAAUUACCAUAAUUUACUGAAUUGUUUAUUUAAAGUUAUAAUUUAUAGAAUAUAUAUUUAUGUUUUUUGUCUUCUACAAAAUAAUUCAGUUCGAAAGAGGUUAACUUUAAUAUACGGAGAUAGCCGAAGUAUAACGAAGCUAUCCUUAUUGCGAAUUCCUUUAACCAACAUUACUGGAGUGAUAAGAAAAACUCUCACGCCUGUUAAUCAUUUUUUUUCUUUAUAUUUUGAGUUUUUUUAAAAAUUUUUAUUCUAUAUCCUGUAAAACAUGCGUGAGAGAAUCUCUUUACGCAACCGUUCUGAGGCGUUCAAAGUCGUAGCUAACAAAUUCAAAAUAAGAGAUUUCGAGAAAAUUGGAAAACUACGUUUUUGUAUUGACUUCCUUUAAACUCGCCUACUCAAUCAUCAAGUGGAUUGACAUAUGCAAUCAUUUUUAAAUCUGUAAUUUAUAAUUAACUAAGAUUUUAUAAUGUAACUACCUUAUUCAAAAUACUAGACAGUGACAUAAUUUUAAAAAAUUACUUUUAUUAUCGUAUAGUAAUUAUGGAUACAG
Molecule: messenger RNA, 4501 nt
Organism: Chrysoperla carnea
Lineage: Eukaryota; Metazoa; Arthropoda; Insecta; Neuroptera; Chrysopidae
Exons: 4
Coding region: 470-3295 (941 amino acids)
Biological process (GO): transmembrane transport; monocarboxylic acid transport
Molecular function (GO): monocarboxylic acid transmembrane transporter activity
Source: RefSeq, a predicted model, not a curated record